Messenger RNA from Tupaia belangeri chinensis (Chinese tree shrew), 2412 nucleotides. It is a transcript of the gene ZBTB42, whose product is annotated as zinc finger and BTB domain containing 42. Lineage: Eukaryota; Metazoa; Chordata; Mammalia; Scandentia; Tupaiidae. Gene Ontology annotation, molecular function: protein binding; DNA-binding transcription factor activity, RNA polymerase II-specific. The transcript is spliced from 3 exons. The record is from RefSeq and is a predicted model, not a curated record. Gene Ontology annotation, cellular component: nucleus. The coding region runs from base 1 to 1368 and encodes 455 amino acids. Gene Ontology annotation, biological process: regulation of transcription by RNA polymerase II.
AUGGAGAGGGGGCCGCCCCUCCUGGAGUCCCCCGGGCCCCUGCCAGCUCCUCUCAGAGAGCUAAGCUCUGCCCUGACACCGCAGGAACCGGCCACCUGCCUGACGCCCACGCCCCUCACCCCGUGCAGACCCCAGUUCAGCCCCUGGCUGCAGCACAUGCCGCUCCUGGGCGAAGUCGCCCAGACCCAGGUCCCGCCUGAGGUGACAGCCCAGCGCGGGCCCGGGAAACGGGCCCUGGGACAGGGUCCUUCUGCACACGGUUACAGCCGGGACCAUAGCCAGGACACUGAGGCCGAGGGGGCAAGGGCCCGGCGGCCCAGCAGCCGCGACACGGUGCGGCUCAACGGCGACAUCGUCACGGCGCCCGCCUUUGGCCGCCUGCUGGACUUCAUGUACGAGGGCCGCCUGGACCUGCGCAGCCUGCCGGUGGAGGACGUGCUGGCCGCUGCCAGCUACCUGCACAUGUAUGACAUCGUCAAGGUCUGCAGGGGCCGGCUGGGCGCGAAGGACCGAGAGCUGGGCCAGGAGACCUCCGCCCCAGGGGCAGAGCCGCUCCAGCCGCCGCGGCCCCUGCCAGCCUGGACCCCUGAGCUUUGCGGCGCUGCCCGGAGGGCCGGUCACCCCGGGGUUGGAGUCAAGGCUACCCUCCCUCUGCAAGCAUCUGGGCCUCCUCCCAGGCGGGCACCAGGAGAGUCAGACCUGGCCCUGGACCUGUCGCUGAAGUCUGGCCCCAGGCCGGAGCCGCUUCAUCCCCCCUGCAUCCUCCAGACACCCCCCUGCAGCCACAGGCAGCCUCGCGCCCCUGCUCCAGUGAAAGACCAGUUGGACUCCCUGACCCAGCAGGAGAGCCAGAGCCCCUGGAGCCCCCCAAGCCUUGGGCAGCCACCCCGUGUUCCCUCGCCUAAGGGCCUCCAGGAGCCGGUACUGGAUGCUGAGCCGGUGGCCAGCGAGGAGGGGCGAGAGCCCCAGGGGCACCUGUGCACCUGUCCGCUGUGCUGCAAGCUGUUCCCCAGCGCCCCCGUGCUGCAGCUGCACCUCAGUGCCCACUUUCGCCAGCGGGAUGGCGCCCGGGCAGGGCUCUCAGCAGACGGCGCGGUGCCCACGUGCCCGCUCUGCAGGAAGACCUUCUCCUGCACGUACACACUGAAGAGGCACGAGCGGACGCACUCGGGGGAGAAGCCCUACACAUGUGUGCAGUGCGGCAAGAGCUUCCAGUACUCGCACAACCUGAGCCGUCACGCCGUGGUGCACACGAGGGACAAGCCGCAUGCCUGCCGCUGGUGUGAGCGUCGCUUCACGCAGUCAGGGGACCUGUACCGCCACGUCCGCAAGUUCCACUGCAGCUUGGUCACGGCACUGCUGGUGUGACACCAACUGGGGGCCUGGGCUGGGAGGGAGGGCAGGGCGCACCCAGGUGGGACUUGGCCUGGAGCGGAAGGAAAGCCGGGAGCUCAUUGGUGACUGCCCCUCCUCCAUCCUCCUGCUCUCCCCACUCUCAGCUCCUGCCCCUAGGCUGUGGCCUGCCCAGGCAUGGUCUUCCUCUCACCGUGCUCUCCAGCUGGGUGCCGUGCAGCAGCCUGGGGCCGGACCCCAGCCCCAGAACCCCCGACCCUUCUCCGGCUCACGUGUCAGCAGAGCUGCUGUUGAGUCGCCAGUGGGACUCGGAGGGUGGCAGCAGGAACCCCUGCUGGGAAGGCCCGGGGCACAGCAAGUGCCAGCGGGCUGUCUGUGCACAGCUGGUGGCACGUGGGGGGCGCAGCGCAGCAGGAGCAGAGGCGCAGCUCUGGAGUGAUCACCAUGGGGUGGGCUGAGGGUCCCCGAGGGCAGCAUCCUGACUGCAUUGUAACUGGGCAGAGAAGGUGAAAUGGGAAACGGCUUCCCUUUAAACCGAGAUGGGACUCGCCAGCUCGCCCGCUCGCCAGCUGUUGCUAGUGAGGCACAGGCCAGGGGUUCUGUGCCUGGGCACCAGGUCCGGGAUGCUCUGAGCAUCCCCAGGGUGAAGCCAAGGAGGGCUGAGAACUGCAGCCCAGCCCGGCCCAGCCCACCACGGGCCAUAGUACCUGCCCUGCUGGCCUCUGGGGUCUCCCUGGACUGCAGUCCUUCACAGAGCCUCGGGUGGGGGCCACAGUCCCUCAUUAACUACUGGUGCUGCACUGCUACCUAGCAGGCCUGUGGGUGCGGGCCCUGGGGAGGGCUCCGGUGAGGGGCCGAUGCCCCCUGGGGUUGGUGGGCUCUUCACCCUGCCGGACCACCUCACCGGGCAGAUCUUGCUGCUGAGACUUGGUACCGUUUUAGCCAGGGGCUGGGGUAGCCCAGGUGUCAGGGUCAGCAGGGGGCAGGCGGCCUGAGUGCCUGGUUUCCCCAGGAACCUGGCAGCUUCUUUUUUUAAAAUUAUUUAUUUAUUUAUUUAUU